This is a messenger RNA of Huiozyma naganishii CBS 8797, 1944 nucleotides long. It is a transcript of the gene SLX4, whose product is annotated as Slx4p. NCBI's taxonomy places the organism in Eukaryota, Fungi, Ascomycota, Saccharomycetes, Saccharomycetales, Saccharomycetaceae. Gene Ontology annotation, biological process: DNA replication; DNA repair. The coding region runs from base 1 to 1944 and encodes 647 amino acids. The transcript has a single exon. The record is from RefSeq and is a predicted model, not a curated record. Gene Ontology annotation, cellular component: nucleus; Slx1-Slx4 complex.
AUGGAUUACCAUCGGGCCCAACAAAAUUUGCAACUGCUCAAUGAUUGUGGAGAGCAAGAUGUUUGUAGUGGCAACGCAGUGGAUGAUGAAGUAGCUGAUACCAGAUCGAUGGCGAGUACUCAGAUCCCAGACCUAAACUUCUCAUCCGACGUCGAAGCAAAUGUUCAAGACCUAGCUCCAAACGACGAAAGAGUGUUUCUUAGUACGCAGGUCCAGAGUCGAUUAGAUGAUGCAGAAGAUGAAUCUGAAAUGAAAUCGCAGCUGCGAAAAUUCAAGUAUCCUCAACUCAGUAUGAAAUCACUAACGACACUAACUCACAAGUCUAUAAGCCCUAAAAAGUCUAGCCAGCCGAAACAAAGAGUUGCAAAGAGGAAUAUCAAGAAGGCCAGAAGUAGUACAAAUGCAACCCCCUCUAAUAUCGAUUCUCAUAGCCGUUCUCGAAGCGUGAACUUAUUGAAGCAGCUUUCAGGUAAGCAUAGUAAAGUAAAAGAUAUGAUCAAAUCGCAAAACAACAAGAGACGACCAUCAAAUAGAAAGAACGAAUCCUUGGUUUUAUUUGAUACGUAUAACGCGGAAGAAUGGAACACUUUGAAGGACCAAAUCCUGCUGAAAUUCCCUAAAUGCGAUGAUAAUGACUUGAACGAAGUCCAUAAUUACUUGUACGGUUACGAAAAUGAAGACGCUGGUAUUGGUCACGAGUCAACCGAUCUAUGGAAUGCAUCGCAACAACUGCUUCCAUACACACAAGAAUCAAAAAAAUCUGUGAACAACAGUCAAACCAUGAACUUCCUCUCUCUCUCGCAGGUAAUGGAAGAUGCUAGUUUGAUGAACGAUGAUAUUGAUAACACUACGAAAUUUUUGGUCCAAUCUAAGGACCACUUAGCUAUAACCGACUCUGCUAUCUCCCAAAACAUAAAUGUAUUGAAUACCUCUAUGCCACGAUUGGCCUAUUUGAAGGGGAUAUAUGAUGGCAAUGAUGACAACGACGUCAGAGUUGAGGAUAGUGUAGACGAAGUUGGUGAACUAAUACCAAUAAAUGAGCAAGGAAUGUCGGCGCAUCCUGCAUUUGGGAAAGGGAACAUACCGUCUCUCAUACAUAGGAUGAACUCUAAUGAGUCCUCGAUAUUUUCUGCACAUCCAUCUCCUGAAAAGCCAGACAAUAUCAUCGAUUUGAGUGUUGGGUCAUUUAAGGCAGUGAAGAGUUUGGUCUCUCCUAUUAAGCCAGACGUAGUUCGAAAGGAAAAUGGUGUUCCCGAAAGUAUCAUGGGUGAGAACAUACAGGUACCAGCAACAAGGAAUCCAACUACGAUGGAUGAAAGCGCGCUUGCAACCAAAUUGACUUAUUGCAUUUCAAUCAAACUGAAACUUAGAAAAGAUAGAGUGACAGAGAACAAAAAAUCAUUGGAAAAUAUAUGUAAAAAAGGCUACAAUUUCAGUCCAUCCUUAGAUCAAAUGGAUGAGAACUUUGUCUUUGUUGAUGAAUCAGACGAUGAGAACGAAAAGUACGAUAGUAAUAUUCUGAUAGAUAUUUUCAGAGCUAAUAAUGUGCAUCCGAUGGAAAUACCGUCUCAGAAUCAUGUGCAACCAUCAGAAGCAAAGGACGGUUUAAUGUCUUGUUCUGCACAGGAAUUGAGGAGUGCUCUUAAACUUGCCGGAUUAAAGCCUGUGCGUACGAAAUCCGAAAUGGUUGAAUCGUUGGAAGCGGCAUCGCAGGUUUUAUCACAAGUCGUUCCAUUGCAGAACUCUAGGAAAGAGAUAUUCAGGCACCUUAAUUCACUUGUUCGUAAGAUACCGGACUUGAUGAAAUUAGUUUACACCUUUGAACCUAUCCCAUUUUUAGAUUUGAGAGUGGAAUUGAGCAGAUUAGACCCGUUUAUCGAUCGUAUUGACGAUCAAACUUUUCGCGAAUGGACUGACAGCAAUGGGAUAACCACCAAAAAAUGA